AGGACCACACUGGCGGGGCCCGCUCGGAGACGGUUUUUUUUGCUCUUUGCCUUCUUUUUCCGGUUCAUUUUCACGCAAAUUGCAUUUUAAUAAUUUUGCUUCCUCGCAUGUUGACCCCCAAACCAGGCCUCGUAGAAGUUCACACAUGUCUUCACCACGUGCCAACAAGCACUACCUUAACCUUUUAUUCCUACGAACGGAGGAGCGGCUACUUGGACCUCCUCGCUUCAUCUACUUUGCGACAGCAGUGACUCGCGACUUUUUUGUAGCUUUUCACGAAAAUGGAUGAACCCAUAUUUUCACUUUUCAUUUUGCGGAGUAAGGCCACAGGACAGCACCACAACAGUUGGCAUGGAUGGGCAUACUCACUCGGGGGGGGCGAAUGUUAGUUUCUCUUAAGUAUCCAAGAAUAUUAGCUGCGGUCAACAUCCCUGUCGUUGUCCUCCUGCUCACCUCCUCUUGUAGCUCGAUAAGUUUUUGUCGUAGAGCUGCAGAACUCCCUGACCCUGGCUGUAGAAAAAAUAAGCGAAAGCAUGUAUGAGCUCAUGUCUAAUUUUUCUGCCAUGAUCUACAAUAUUUUUUUUUGAAAAUAAAUGGACGAGAGCCGGGUCAUCUUCAAAGUCUUCGACCAGUAGCACUGGGUCGACCUCCGGCGUGCCGCUCCACCCGCAACACUUAAAUAACCCUUCUGCCGGCAACAGCGUCUACACAACGGCAACAUCGUCCGGCAAGAUGAAUGCAGCCUCCUCGUCCUCCUCCAGCUGCAGGCCCCCACCGCCCAAGACGAAAGCCCCGAAUCCGCCACUGAGAAGUUGUGUUAAACAUCAAGUGAUGGCUAUCGCAAGAAAAAACUAUUUCACUGGAAACUUGUAAUGCAGAAAAUGUAUAUGAAUGAGAACUGUUUCUCUUGCUACAAGACAAUGGCUGUUUAGCUGUGUUUUCCCGUAGGAAUCUCGCAUGGCAAAUUUUCCCUGUGAUGUAGAACAAACUUGUGGUGCAAAACUUGCAAAACCCUUACAGUGAAGCACUUUUUUCAUACGAUAAUGGCCGCAAAAAACACCGUCGAGCUCAUCGACUACUGGUCGGGAAACCCCGCGGUCGCGCUGGUGGAGGGGGUCCUGAAGUGUAAGGAGUGGGUGGAGGACGAAACUUUUCCAAAGCUUCACAGCGAAGAUUUGUUCGACAAUCUUCCCGAAGAUGCCGGGACGAGGAGCAAGCAGCUGAUUGUGGAGAAGAUCGGGGCGGUGAAGCCCUAUGAGAGUGCACAACUCCCCCUCCCCCUUAUUUGUGUUGCAUGAACAGCAACACAAGCGCUGGAUAAGAUACAGCUUUUGCAUGACAAAUUCCUAGUGGAUUAUAGUGCUGUUUUGGAUGCCGGCAUCUGUCAUGCAAACAGUGCUAACAGGCAAGGGGUGGAUUUGGAAUUUUGCAUGACAAAUGAGGGGGGGGAAUUGUGCACUUUCAUAAACCCCCGCCAGGGUUGAUAAACCCGAACAACCCGAGUUAUGGGAUUCUCAAACGUUACAUUCUCAACUGUGACAUGAAUUUGUCGUGCAAAACUACCAUGAACCACCAGACAAUCAAGCCACCUGGCAUGACAAAUCCCCGAAGGGCUAAACAGCGCCUAAAUCUGUGCCGGAGUUGUGAUGCGAGAGUUGCAAGCUUGCCCCUUUCACUGUUGCGGUUCUUGCAUCACAAAUUUAUGUAACAGUUCAGAAUGUCACGUUUGAGAACGCCAUACGAGUAACAGCCUGGUGCUGUUAUGCUCCAACGUGCCGAACGUGCUCACCCCGUCGGAGUUUUGCACCAAAUGGAUGCAUAUCAACUGCAAAUUAUAUGUCUGGGUCUGGAAGAAUGCAGGUUUGUCAUGCUUGUGCGGCAUGAGUCUGAAGUCUGUGAUGCAGGCGCAGGAAAAUUUGGGCCUCUUGCCUCUCAUGCAAAAACGCAGCUUGUCAUGCGAAAAACGAAACACACAGCAGCGCAAAAACUUUUCAUGCUGGGCUGCAUAUUGCAGUGCGCCCACAAUUCGCAGAUUUGCAUCAUAAGUUUCCGGACUCAGACAUAUUUGCAUUUGAUAAUGCACAUGCGCACCAACGUGUUCCAAUUCACAAGGGUACUACACGGGAAGAAGCCCCAGUACUACAUGCUUCUGAUGGCACUGCGACCGGAAAUCACCCCGAGACAGGCCAACCUGCUGUUGCGCGAGUACAGGAAGAAGCCGUAUUUUGGAACAGCGGGAGGUGCGGCUGGACCUCCAUUUUUACACCACCAGCAAAUUGCAGCAGGCGGUGGUACUAGAGCGGUAGGGCGGUUACUAGAUAGCGACAGGAACUACAACUACGGCCACGAUAUAACAAUGGAUAAUUCUCGUGCUACUUCAAAGUGGGAAAUGCCCAGCCUCCACUACGUGUUCGAAGCGACGGUGAUGGUAAGCCAGAACCGAAUUUCCUCCGCAGCGUCGCCAGCCCCAGCACCACCCACUGACCCGCAGCUGCUGAUGAGUUACAUGAAAUCCCCAAGAGUGAACGUCACUAGUUCGCUAUGCAAGAAAAAAACUGUGUCAGUGUAAUUUUUUGUUGCAGACGAUGCAAGACACUUACGACUGUCAUGCUGGACAUGCAUCAGUGGCUCUUUUCGUACGUCGUCUUUUCACUUACUAGGUACGCAUGACAGGUUUUCUCUGUCAUGCAGAGCAAACUUGUGACGCUAUUCCUCCAAGAAAGUUACACUUACACAGUUUUUUUCUUCAAUAUUCGCCUUUCUUAGACCUGUUUCCGCAGCUGCUUAGCAGCAGUAGUGCCACGACUGCCGGCGGAGCAGGACAGCAAAACAUCAACAGUGCGGGAGGCGGUGUACCACCCUGUUCGUCUUCGCAGAGCAUCUCUCUACCAAGUUCAACCUCGCCGGCAGGAGCUCUGGCAGCGACUGGAAGCAGUGGUGCCGUCGUUUGGGGACAGCAUCACGUCGUGGGAGGUACUAUUGGAUCCUCCUCGGCAACCUCAUCUUGUUGUUCGCCACGAGAACAAGUGGACGAGAUGAGGGUGCAACAAGACCUAGUGGUAACAUCAAAUGCGGAACAAGAUGAACUCCUGCAGGAAACUACCGCAAAUAGAAAUUCUUCAGAACAAGAUGCAGGUGGAGCUAUUAAUUAUCAGGUCAACAUGACCUUAACCGGCUUCGAAGACGAGGAGGGAGAUGCUGGUUGCGACGGGCGGGGCGAAAAUACUUCUAGCAACUACAAUUUUCAUGAUCACACAACUUCGUCUGGCGACCACAUCGACAUCCCCCCGCUCCGGCACCCACACCCCGAAUACGCGGGUGCAGUGGGUGGUCAGGUAGUUGCUGCGGUUGUUCCAGGAAGUUCUUGUGCAAGUAGUACAACGUUAUCCUCUGCUUUGCAACAGCAGGUCCAAGUCCAACACCAGCAACCGCAACAGCAGCCCCCGAAAGAAAACCUCUUGGUCCUUCCCCCUUCCGCCGAGUGUAUGGUUUGUCUGGAAACCUUAUCAGAUGCAUAAAUAUGUUGUCUUCAGUGCCUGGGUCGUUUGGAAAGAACUUGUGAUGCAAGCGAGGGAAUAACAAUAAGAAUGGACACACUCUAGUACUUUAAUGCAGCGCUGCCGAGAAUAAAUAUGACAACAAGCACAAGGCUCGUCUCCGUGCUGGUUCUUGCAACUACCUUCCAGACCCAGACACAGUAGAUGAUUGCAUUUCAUAAACCUCGGACGAAAUUUCGGACUUGGGGGGCGGCGUGCGUGUCACUCUACUCUGCGGGCAUUCCUUUCACUCCAUGUGCCUGUUGCGGUGGCUGGACCAAACCUGCCCGGUGUGUAUGCAUUGCAAAUAUGUCUGGGUCUGGAAACUUGUAAUGCUGAGUGGCGUAGCCGUAGCAAAGCAUGGGGAACCCAUAAAGUGAUGGCUCAGCAUGACAAGCUUCUGAGCUCCUUCUAGGUGUUGCCUAUUCUGCACGACAAACUGCGUCGCGCCUGCAUCACAGAAAGAUGGGGCUUUUGAAUAACGUGCAUGACAGACUUGAGAGGCUUGCUAGCCGAGCAAGACAAAUAUCGCUUUCUUCCAGGCCCAGGCAUAUUUGCAUUCGAUAGUGUGCCGCUUCCAACAAUAUCCCGCACCCAUGUCUGUCCAACACUUCACCAGCACGGGCUGCGAGAUAUGGAAUGCAAAUAUGUCUGGGUCUGGAACAAAGCAACUUGUCAUGCUAAAUCUGAAUCAGGUAAAAAUCUGUGUUGCAUCAUUACCAAAAGCUCUCCACUUUUGACCUCCUAAUCGAGAGGCAGUUUCUCAUGCAGGAUAGGCAUGAUAGAACAGUCACAGAGUCUGCCAUGCUGUGUCGUACAUACCAGACCUCAUGGGUCAUGGAAAACCUGCGUGACAAAUCUGGCACUCUUCCAGACCCAGACUACAUUUUUGCAGUUGAUACGAGAUCGAGUUGUGCGAAUUCUACUGCAACACCGCGACACCCGACCCGGAAAACUUCUACCUGAUAACGCCGCUUCGUAUGUGCCUCAUUUGCGGUUUCACUGGCUGUCUCCCCCACGCGCUGUUUCAUUUCGAAACCAACCCGGGGCACUGCUACGCGCUGGACCACGCCACGCAAAAGGUCUUAUCCUGUGCAAAAGUAUCGUACUCGUAUUGCAAUCAUGCAUAUACAAAUCCUUUUGUUAACGUAAAUCCGCAUUGCAAAUUAUUUUCUUUUCUCAUGCUGAGCAAAUUUUUUGUCAUGCGAUUUAUACGAGUGCGAUGCUUUUGGGUUUCAUAAGUCUUUGACUACAGCAACAACGAGUUCGCGCAUGAUUUUCUUCUGGACCAUGACGCUGGCGCCGUGUGUGAGGAGGCUCCACCUGUGGAGGACAGUGAGGUCCUCGUACCAGCGUUCGGGAAAAUGGAAAACAGCCGACACAGGAGAGUGGAACAGCAGCAGCAGCAAAGCAGCUCGACUCUGAUGAAUAAAGAGGACCUAGCACCAGGGAAGAAGAUGAAAGGUUUGAAGAGCAAGCACGCAAUAUGGGACUGUCAGGAUCGAAAUCGACAAAGUUGAAAUAUUUUCUGAUGUAUAAACUGCAAUGCAUGAAGUGCACCUCUUGUAGGGAUGGCAAGUGAGGCCGACUGUCAGCCUAAUUGGGGUCUGCGAUAGAGCUGCUAAAGUAGCAUGACAAGAGACGCCUUCUGUCCCUAAACAGCAUCACAAAGUGGAUUUAGACGGUGCCGAAAUUUGUCAUGCGGCGCUCGGAAAUUUGGCUUCCAACUGGUUGUAUCGAUUUCAUGCAUUAAGUACAAGUUGUUUCAACUUUGUCGAUUUCAAUUCUGACACUCCCAUACGCCAAGAAGAAGCAAGAAAACGCGGUGAUAGAGUUUAACCAGGUGCUCACACGGCAGAUGGAGGAGCAACGGCUGUAUUUCGAGGAUUUACUGGAUAUCCUGUGCAAAAGUAUCGCACUCGUAUAAAUGCAAGUCUUGCAUUACAAAUCCUUUUCUUAAGGAAAAUCCGCAUUACAAAUUUUAUUUCUCAUGCUGAGGGAAUUUGUAAUGCAUUUAUACGAGUGCGAUGCUUUUGCAAUUCAUACUGGACAAAAAGGAGCAAGACGUGCAGUCGCUGAAGCGGGAUUGCCUGCACAGGUUUAUCAAAGUGAAAAAUCCCCCCUCCCGCUCCCCAUAUCAAGACGAAAGUUCUGAUCAUGCUGGAUUUGCGUACACAAAUGACGUUGUCUUGCAAUAUUAUAGGACUGCAGCCAGAUCCUCAGACUGUUUAGGAGUGUAAGCGUCUAGCUGUUUAGCAUGAGAGACGCCCGCCCUGUAGGCCCAACAUCGCAUGAGAAACCGCAUCCACAAUGCAGCGCACACAACAAUGCUUGCCUUCUUGCACGACAGAGCUGAUUUGUGACCACAAAUCUGCAUCACAAAUUUUCGGAGUGAUGCCUUUUUGAUAUGGGGAGGGGGGAUUUUUCGUCACAAUAAGGUUAGAAGCGUUGUCUGUUGAGUUCGACACGGUUUUGCAACAGGAAGCGAGAAAAGCGGCGGAGUUGCAGCAAGCGAAAGCCAAUCUGGAAACCUUACGGAGGAAACUCGAGGGCACGAAGAAGAAGAAACAAGACUGCGAGGCCGAAAUUGAGAAGUACCAACAUCUUCAUGAUGAUCCCAACCACGGUACUACUGCUCCUCUUGGUGACGCAUUAGCAUCUUCAUCAUCUUCCGGGGGCGCAUGGAAUAGAAGUCAACCGGUACUAUCAACAAGUAGAACUACCGCACGACCCUCGCCUGAUGUGCAAGCACUGGCGAUGCCGGCCUCGGUCCCUCGUCUGCUCACCAGUUGCUCUUCGUCUCCGGCAACAUCAGCACCGUCCUCCUCGGUCAGCAUAUCAAAGUUGUGCACAACUCCCCCUGCCACUCGUUUGUCAUGCAAAAUUAUACCAAAUCCAAGCAGAUGCAGAUCCACCCUUUGCCCGUUGGCGCUGCUUGCAUGACCAGUACUGGCAGCAGGUGCCCAAGUAGCACUACAAGUUAUUAUCCUGUGCAGGUAGUUUGUCAUGCAAAACCUGCAUGAUAUUCUUGCUGACGCUUGUAUAGGUGUUCACGCCAACAUGUUACAAAUAAAGAGAGAUGGGGACGAGACGAGUCGUGCACUCGGAUACAACAAGCCAUUAACCGCGAAGGAGAAGAAAAACCAGGAAAAGGCAUUGAUCAAACAGCUGAAACAGGAAUAUUAAAAGGAAAAACUCCCCCUCCCCACAUUGUCAUUGAAAAGGUAUGUUUCCGAAAAUUUGCGUUGCUGAUUUGUGGGCACAAAUCACAUUUGUCUUGCAAGAAGACAAGGGCAGAAGCUUCCGUCCCACUAUGGAAGCGAUUUGCCAUGCUCUUGGGCCUAAAGGGCAGCCAUUUGCAAUGCUGAACAACUAGACCGAAGCGCCGCCAUUUAGGCUGGGAAUCUGGCCGCAGUGCCUUCCUGCAAUACAGAGCUGAUUUGUGUACACAAAUCCAGCGCCAGAAGUUCCGUUUUGAUAUGGAGAGGGGGGAUUUUUGCCUUUGAUAAGGAGGUAGAAGAGUUGAAAAUGAAUGUGCGCAUGAAAGCAAAAUUCAAAAAAGAGCAACUAGAAAACUCUGGGGUGCUGGGAACCAUGUAAAAAUCAUGAUCUAGAUUGUGAGUUGCAGGUGGAUGUCUAUUGUGAUCUUGGCUUUUAAUAU
Messenger RNA from Amoebophrya sp. A120, 7197 nucleotides. NCBI's taxonomy places the organism in Eukaryota, Dinophyceae, Syndiniales, Amoebophryaceae. The record is from the annotation of a GenBank genome assembly.